UAGUGAAAUAGUUUCUCUCAAUUUAUUCAUUUACCCUUAUAUACAAAAGAUAUAACUUGUCUAACAAGUUCUUUACAUAUUCAAUAAUGGCAAGUCUAGUUAUUUAGCAAUAGGAGAAUAUUAUACAAAUGUUAACUUUCCAUUUAACUUAGUUCUCAUAAUCACCUAGAUCUCCUAGUAUCUCUCUGCAACCAAGAAUUAACUAAAUUGUUCUUGGAGAGUUUGAACUCGCAUCAACAAGCCGUAACCAUGAGACCUUUCACCGUCUUCGAGAGAUUAUCCAAAGCUUUCCAUGAUUAUCCUUCUCUCUCCAGGAUUCUAGUCGUCUCCACCAUCAGUGGUGGGGGACUUAUGGCCUACUCUGAGGUAAAUGGAUCCUAUAGCAACAAUGGUGUUGAAACUAGAACCAGAAAGAAAAAGGUUGUGUUGCUCGGAACUGGAUGGGCUGCAGCAAGUUUCUUGAAGAGUUUGAAUAACUCCUCUUAUGAGGUUCAGGUUAUAUCGCCUAGAAACUACUUUGCUUUCACUCCCUUGCUACCUAGUGUUACUUGUGGAACUGUUGAAGCUCGCAGCGUUGUUGAACCUAUUCGUAACAUUGGAAGGAAGAAUGUUGAGAUGUCUUUCUUGGAGGCAGAAUGUUUCAAAAUUGAUCCAGAAAGCAAGAAAGUGUUUUGCCGAUCUAAACAAGGCCUGGAUUCGAAUGGGAAGAAAGCAUUUGAUGUUGACUACGACUACCUUGUAAUUGCUACUGGAGCUCAGUCCAACACAUUUAACAUUCCUGGGGUGGAGGAGAACUGUCAUUUCCUCAAAGAGGUUGAAGAUGCACAGAGAAUCCGUCGAACUGUCAUUGAUUCAUUUGAGAAGGCAAGCUUACCGGGACUAAACGAAGAAGAGAGGAAGAGAAUGCUACAUUUUGUGGUUGUUGGUGGUGGACCAACAGGUGUUGAGUUUGCUGCUGAGCUGCAUGAUUUUGUUAACGACGAUCUAGUCAAACUCUAUCCUAAAUCCAAGAAUUUAGUGCAAAUCACUCUUCUUGAGGCUGCAGACCACAUCUUGACCAUGUUUGACAAGAGAAUUACAAAGUUUGCUGAAGAAAAAUUUAGUAGAGAUGGUAUUGAUCUGAAAUUAGGUUCCAUGGUAGUCAAUGUGAAUGACAAGGACAUUUCUGCUAAAACCAAAGGAGGAGAGGUCUCUACUAUUCCUUAUGGAAUGAUCGUUUGGUCAACUGGUAUUGGGACUCGUCCUGUGAUCAAAGAGUUUAUGAAACAAAUUGGCCAGGGUAAUAGACGUGCUUUAGCAACCGAUGAAUGGCUUCGAGUUGAAGGAUGUGAUAAUAUAUAUGCACUUGGUGACUGCGCAACAAUCAACCAGAGAAAAGUCAUGGAAGACAUAGCUGAUAUAUUCAAGAAAGCAGAUAAGGACAAUUCAGGAACAAUGACUGUGAAAAAUUUUCAACAAGUAAUGGGUGACAUAUGUGAUAGAUACCCUCAAGUAGAUCUCUACUUGAAGAGCAAAGGCAUGCGUGGGAUCACCGAUCUUCUAAAACAAGCACAAGCUGAGAAUGGUUCAAAUAAGUCCACUGAACUCAAUAUAGAAGAACUUAAAUCGGCUCUUUGUCAUGUUGACUCACAAGUGAAGUAUCGACAUUUAGGACAAUUUGCUCCAUUAGGAGGCGAACAGACUGCAGCUCAAUUUCCAGGAGACUGGGUUUCGAUAGGACACAGCAGUCAAUGGCUGUGGUACUCCGUUUACGCUAGUAAGCAAGUGAGCUGGCGUACGAGAGUCCUAGUGGUCUCAGACUGGAUGAGGCGUUUCAUCUUUGGGAGGGAUUCAAGUCGCAUUUGAAAACCUCAUGUCCGUCGUUUGAGACCUCAAUAGUCUUUACUUCUUUAUAUUUUUUUUCAAAAAGCAAGAUAUGUUAAACUUCAUUUGGUUACUUAUACUUUCUGAA
Molecule: messenger RNA, 1951 nt
Organism: Camelina sativa (false flax)
Lineage: Eukaryota; Viridiplantae; Streptophyta; Magnoliopsida; Brassicales; Brassicaceae
Source: RefSeq, a predicted model, not a curated record